This is a messenger RNA of Notothenia coriiceps (black rockcod), 3271 nucleotides long. RefSeq names its product ubiquitin conjugating enzyme E2 D4 (gene ube2d4). Lineage: Eukaryota; Metazoa; Chordata; Actinopteri; Perciformes; Nototheniidae. The transcript has 7 exons. The coding region runs from base 271 to 714 and encodes 147 amino acids. The record is from RefSeq and is a predicted model, not a curated record.
CCAUGCACCGAGAGGAGCAACGAGAUCAGAGAAGAGACAGCUAAAUAUCUCGGUUGCUCUGUGGCAAGCGAACGAAAGAUCAAUAUUUAACCCACAAUUUGUCGCUUUGGUUGAACUGCAAACCCCAAACCCAAAGCCUGCUUUAAAUCAGACGUGAUUUUCUGAUAAACAUUAAGUGAGAUUGGGAAGUACGCGGCCACGGAAGCCAAAUUGUAUGUGUGAAGUGCUAGCUGUUAGCUGACAGGCUACAAAGCUUUAGCCAUUGAUUCAAUGGCGUUGAAACGAAUUCAGAAGGAGCUGUCUGACCUGCAGAGGGACCCGCCUGCACAAUGCUCCGCUGGACCAGUUGGAGAGGAUUUAUUUCAUUGGCAGGCAACAAUAAUGGGUCCCAGUGACAGUCCAUAUCAAAGCGGAGUGUUUUUCCUUACCAUUCACUUCCCAACAGAUUACCCCUUCAAACCACCCAAAGUUGCAUUCACAACAAAAAUUUACCAUCCCAAUAUCAACAGCAAUGGAAGUAUUUGUCUGGAUAUACUGAGAUCACAAUGGUCACCUGCACUUACAGUUUCAAAAGUAUUAUUGUCUAUCUGCUCUCUUCUCUGUGAUCCAAACCCUGACGACCCACUGGUGCCAGAGAUCGCCCAUACAUACAAGGCUGACAGGGAAAAGUACAACAAAUCAGCGAGAGAAUGGACACAUAAGUACGCAAUGUGAGAAGGCCAGGGAGAUCAAAAUACAAAUGAGAACAAAAUAAACACGUUUGAUUUGUAACUUGAGGCAAAUGAGCGACAGAGGGGGGAAAAAACUAAACUAGACAACAUCUUUUGGAGGAGGAAGCGAUACAAUGAGGUACAGUGCCACCUGGCUUUCCAUGUGCUGAGCUGCUACCAUGUGCUGUCCUUCAUGACUUGUAUGGAUCUGCUGAGCAGGACCUGACAGGCUCCUUAAAGCACUCCCAUAUGGAAUACCGGAAAUACUCUUCACAGUCCAUACCGCCACACUCAGACUUUAAACUGUUACUCCUGCUUUCGUGAUUAUCACCUUCAUCUUUGCUAUUCAUUCGCAUCAUUUUCUCCCUCAAUGAGUCAUAUCAUUAUGCUACUCGGAAAGCAAACAUUUAUUUCGGAGAUUGGCUCUCCUUUUAUUUCAGAGGUACUUGUCUAUGUCCCACUGGAUGUCUUGUUAUUACUGUGUUUCCAUGUAUUUAGUGGCCUUUCUGUGUUUUUAUUUUCGGUUUAUGUGCAAUUGAGGCAGAAUGUUCCCUGUUCAACACGAAGUGGUGCAGUGCCAUUACCAGCAGCCGAUCUGUUGGCACAUGCUGUCUCUACCCCCAAACAAUGUGAAAGGUGUAAAGAAGGAUCAGUCUCUUAUCACUCACUGCAUUUAAAUAGCGACAGUAUUUAAGUGCGUUUGAGGACAUUGGAGAGCUGCGGUUAACAGCCAGCUGGCCCUUGCCUCACUUCAGUUGUGCUCCAUAGGGCAAAUGUCUACCUCCAUUUUUCUCACACAUGCUGUCAUUGCACUUAUACUCCAAUUAAGUAACCACCCAUGGCUGGUGUCCAUAGUGCAAAAAAUACUACUGUUUGACUUAUUACUUGUGUAGCUAUGAACAUGGCUACUCUUUGGCAUCUAGCUGAAUGUGUGCCACCUCCUCAGUACAGUUACUCAGGUAUCUAAUCAAAACAUCAGCCUUCACAUGCAGUGACCCAUGGUGAGAAAAAUGAGCAGGCUUCUUAAAAAUUCACUUCCUAAAGAGGCAACAUGAUCAAAGACAGAUCAGCACUCCUGAAGUUCUUCAUGCACAUUUACCCUGAUGGUGUGUGCACACAAAUAAGCUGUCCUAGAAGUACGGUCAUUUGGUCAGAGCGAUUUUUAUUUUACCAUCUCGCAAGUUCUUUGCAUUACCAUCUCCAUUUAUUUUUGAAUAACACUCGGAUGUGAAGAGCUUUUACAUAUUACUGUUCUUCUAAAAUGAAAUGGCCUUUGGCUACAGCUGGCUUCAGAACAUGGUAAUAUCAAGUCAGGUGAAUCGUGUUACUUGAGGUGAAUUAAUACCGUUGCCAUGAGAAUUUCAUCUGCUUUACAUAUCAAGUGAUGUGAAGUUUGUCAUCAUUUCUUUAUGUUCAUAUUCGGGUCUGCAAAGGUUUGUUUUGGGAUUAAUCAUACACACUGACAGUAAAACAGUUUGUCUCUGUGAUACAUUUGUGACCUAUUGUAUUGAAAGCUUUAGUGAUAGGCAUUUUAUUUUUCAUUCAUGUCACCAGAAUUUAACAAGAUUGUGAUGUGUCAUUAUGUAAUAUCGGUUUAAAUAUAAUCCAUUGUAACUGUUGGAUAAAGUAGUAAAGAAAUGCUAUGAUAUUUUUCUUUCUUUUCAACAUGGCUCAUAAUGUGCUGAUGCUGCCAACAUAAAGGGAAUUAUUUGACAUAACGGGGAAUAAAUUUAGCUUUUUAGCCAUUAUCGAGUGUGUUUAUCCAGAAAGGCCAAUACUAAAGCAUGGACAUUUUAAAGGCUUUGAUUUUAGAAUUACCCCCAUGGUUUAGGCGCCAAAUAUAGAUUUUCAUGAAUGUUUGCUGAUGUUGAGAAAAUGGUCGAAACAAGUUGUCCUUUUUAAAUACAGUAAAAACUAAUAUGUUUUGAAAACCCUCUGAUGCAGUCUUUUGCUGUCAGUCCACAAUUGAAAAUGACUUGAUUAUAGUACUACGGUGUGUGUGUUGUUUGUUCAUUUGGCUAUUUAUUUAUUUGAAAGCAGAGUAUCUUCCAACUUUAUGAUUGAAUGCAGCUUCAAUUCAUCCUGUGAGUGGCGUGACAUUAACUCCUUCGGUCCAGUGUGCUCAAUAGAGUUUAUAUAGGCAGCUUGGCAUGCUUUGCACUCUGGAGAACCUUCUCACAGCCAUUUGCCAGAUAUCAGGGAUUUCGUUACGAUUCAUCUGCCUAACACCUCUGACUAAAAUUUUAGCCUUAACACUCAUUUUGUAGAUAUAUAGAGAGAACAUUGUCAUAAUCUGUACAUUUGCUAUCAGGGCUGUUUUCCCCCAAAUGGGCGAUGCGUUUCAUCAGUAGACAUGGAAACUUGCUUGAACACUACCAAUGUUUUUGUUUUUGAAAAUUUAGCCUGGCUUUUUCUGAAUGCAGGAUCAGUCUUCAUGCAUCUUACAAUUUGGAAUAUGUGUGCUUGAAACGCCACCAUGAUUGUCCACUUGCCCUCACAUAGCCUACACAAGAUAACUAUUGAUCUUCUCAUAACAUAUGAAUAAAGCUCAUCUUGGUUUA